Messenger RNA from Aspergillus viridinutans, 870 nucleotides. RefSeq lists its product as uncharacterized. The transcript has 3 exons. The coding region runs from base 1 to 870 and encodes 289 amino acids. Lineage: Eukaryota; Fungi; Ascomycota; Eurotiomycetes; Eurotiales; Aspergillaceae. The record is from RefSeq and is a predicted model, not a curated record.
AUGAAGGGCCCAAGGUCAAAAAAGGUCGAAUGCACCAAGAAGGAAGUCCAAGCUAUCCUUGACCUCCAAGACAAGGAAGAGUGGCUGGUGUGGCUGAGAUCCGACAUGGUACAACCAUGGUGGCAAAGGCGCACGGUAUGCUGGAUCGUAUGUGCCCUAAUGGCACACCUCCUCCUCCUCCACCACCACCACAAACUUUUCCAAUGGCGCCACGGGCCAACAAGGCCCUCCAGGCCCUCCGCCAUCACCAGCGGGUCCGGCAAGCUCCCCUACAGCCAUCCCCCUGCCAGCAAGCCCCCCUCCGCUGCAUCUUCCUCCCCCUGGUAUGCCGGGGAAAUUCUCGCCUCCUCAUUUAGCGGGCAAGAGCCCAUCGCCUCCGGGCUCGCCGCUUCGGGCUUCGGCUCAAAGCUCAUACGGGCUCCAUCAAGGAUCCCAAGGCGUAGGGCCGUGUGGCAGAGCCCAAGCAGCAAGGGCUAUCUACUUCCAAAUCCAAAGGACUGGAAGCUUUACUUGACACAUUGCAACCAGGGUUGCAACUGUGUUGGCACUGCCAACAACACUGGUCCCACCGAUCCUCCUCCCUCCACCACUGCCGCCACCAAUCCCGCCACCAUGCAUGCCACGAAGGCCCGGGCCGGGCCGAAAGAGGCAACAAGCCCGGCCCCGGACAAACGAGUUUCUACGGCCAGUGCCGCCAGCAAGUCCAGCUCAAGCAGCGGCGGCGGUGGGUUUCGGCGCACCAUAAGAACCACUGCGAGGCUGCAGUCCCCCCCCGGCCUUCGACACCGACCUGGGCACAGCCCAGCCGGCCGUGAUUCGGCCCCCAAUGAUGGUUGGGACGGCCAGAAAGGGGCGAUUCUGCCCGUUUGA